Histoplasma capsulatum G186AR is the source of this 783-nucleotide messenger RNA. RefSeq lists its product as uncharacterized. The transcript is spliced from 3 exons. Bases 1 to 783 code for a protein of 260 amino acids. NCBI's taxonomy places the organism in Eukaryota, Fungi, Ascomycota, Eurotiomycetes, Onygenales, Ajellomycetaceae. The record is from RefSeq and is a predicted model, not a curated record.
AUGUUCGAUCUCUACAGUAUAUUUUAUCAGAUCGUCUACAAACAUCGAGAUAUACGCCAGCAGCUGAAGCUGCGUGAUAUUUACAAUCCACUCGACCAGCUUAUGAAGUGCAUAUUCCCGAAAUUUCCUUCAACGAGUCCUCAACUCAUCUCCUAUUCCAAUCUACAACUUCCACUUCGAAGUAAAAGAGCGACUCAGCUUCAAACAUUCACACCAGACUUUUCUCCUUACCUCUCUCUUGCUCGCCUACAUAUUUCGAUUCGCAACCAAGCCCUGCAUACCAUACAAGUUGAAACUGGCAUUUUCGAGCCAAGACGCAAAUUUCAAAUGGCGCCGAGUUAUUCAUUGAGCCUGUCGAAAUAUAAUGGCCCGGACAAUAACAUCGUCUGGUUACCUGGUUCAGUUGGAUUUGUUCUGCGAAUCACUUGUUCAGGAACCACGACAAAUGAAGACCCGUUCAAAGACGUGGGGAUAACCUGCAACACUGAGACCAAGGACGGCGCUGGCUAUGUGACCUCCCUCACCGAAAGAUGGUAUUCCAUUGACUCGAGUUUCGCUUCUACAAACCGGAGGCCAGGCGAACCAAUAUCAGUAGUGAUAGCUUUGUUGAUUGAGAUUAAGGAAGUUGGCACGGUUGGAAUCAGUUUUUGCGUCAAGAAAAGGUUACCAGAUGGCAGAUUUCAGCCCUUGAAUGGUUCGUCAUUGGUGGUGGAUCGCAAGAUCAGGACUGCAAGCUUGGAGCAGGUGAAAAGAGAAACGGAAGCAGAAUUGGGGAACAUGUGA